GGGACAGCGAAUCAAAUAACACCUGAACAGAUUAGUUAUGAGAACAUCACUGACGCUGCAGACCCUGCCUACUUUAACGUGCAAUGUCGCUUGAACCUGCCAGCCCUGAAGUUGUCUAAAGGAUCCCACCAGUUCGGUGUCUUUGUGUACCCAAACGUGACAGGUCGGGAUAGUGACUCGAUCUAUGGAGUCAACAGCGAUUUAACAUAUCCUCAGUCAGUAGCGUACCCUAGUGUAGAGUUGGACUCAUGCCCAGAGACCUACGUUGUGGAAGGGAACGAGUUCAGCUGCACCUGCCGGGAGACUGUCAACGUCUUCAUCCCCGCAAACACAACACUGGUCUACGGGUCAGCCAGUGUUACGAAUGGAGCCGUUGGAAGCGUCACUGGAACCUUUACAGCCAACAGGACCACAACAGAAUUGGGCUGCCAAGCAAAACUUAGAGAUGGUACUUCCGUUGUUGUCACACACAAGCUUCUUGUUGCUUCACAGAGUGUCCAAUCCACUUCAGAUGUAAAUGUUGCCGGUGUGGCUGGGGGAGCUGUCGCUGCGGUACUUGCUGCUGUAGCAACAGCGACGGUCAUUGUCGUGGUUAGGAGAAAAGGUCUAAAAAAAUGCUGGCUCAAAAGAAACAGGGACAACGAGUCCAUCCAGCCAAGUGAAUACAUGCAAGUGUCCCCCAGUCACUUCGGCUCACAGGGGGCAGCUGCCGGGAGCGUGACCAACGAUCACCAGUAUGACGAAAUCAGCAUCAUAAGUUCCCGUGAAGCUAGCUUCUUCACACCCCAACCUUUCCCCGCCUCGCGAAAUCUAACCAACCAGUAUGAGAAUGUUAUUUCCGAUUAG
Molecule: messenger RNA, 846 nt
Organism: Candidula unifasciata
Lineage: Eukaryota; Metazoa; Mollusca; Gastropoda; Stylommatophora; Geomitridae
Source: the annotation of a GenBank genome assembly